UAGUCAAUCUAUUACAGAGGUCCAGUUCAUAUUGCAGGAUCUCAUGGUGUGAGCCUCAAUUUACAUCCCAGACCUUCACAGUGCACUAUUGAAUCACUGCAAUACUAGUGUUCGACAGAUCAUGAAGUUACAACUCCCCAAUCCAGGCCUGGAGGACAGAAUACUGUCCCAUCAGCAGCUGGACAAACUGGAGAAGGACGAGGCUGGAGACAGACCAAAAUGGGACAACAAGACCCAGUACAUGUUGACCUGUGUUGGGUUUUGUGUGGGACUUGGAAAUGUCUGGCGGUUCCCCUACUUGUGUCAGAGUCAUGGAGGAGGAGCAUUUAUGAUACCAUUUUUGAUCCUGCUGGUUCUUGAAGGAAUCCCACUUCUGCACCUUGAGUUUGCUAUUGGUCAACGUUUAAGAAGAGGCAGUUUGGGAGUGUGGGCUACAAUUCAUCCCUAUUUGACUGGCAUUGGUAUUGCAUCUAUGUGUGUAUCUCUGACGAUCAGCCUCUACUACAACACCAUUAUGGCCUGGAUUCUGUGGUACUUGUUUAAUUCAUUUCAAGAGUCUCUGCCUUGGAGCCAAUGUCCCAUGAAUGCUAAUUUGACAGGUAUUGUCUCCGAGUGUGAGAGGAGCUCCCCUGUGGAUUAUUUCUGGUACAGGGAGACCCUGAACACAACUCCAGCGAUUGAAGAAGACGGCGGUCUGCAGUGGUGGAUACUGUUAUGUCAUAUAUGUGCGUGGUCUGUCCUCUAUAUCUGCAUCAUUCGUGGUAUUGAGACCACCGGGAAGGCUGUGUAUGUGACUUCGACACUUCCCUACGUGGUGCUGACAAUUUUUCUGAUCAGAGGGUUGACCCUGAAGGGCUCUUUGAAUGGAGUUAAGUUUCUCUUCACACCAGACUUAACAGAGCUGGCUAAGCCAUCAACAUGGCUCGAUGCGGGUGCUCAAGUUUUCUAUUCCUUCUCUCUGGCUUUUGGUGGUCUUAUUUCCUUCUCCAGCUAUAACUCAGUGCAUAAUAACUGUGAACAGGAUGCAGUGAUUAUCUCUAUCAUCAACGGUAUCACCUCUGUCUAUGCGGCAACCGUCAUUUACACCAUAAUCGGCUUCAGAGCAACAGAGAGAUUUGACAACUGUCUUUCUGGAAACAUCCUAACAUUACUAAAUGUGUUUGAGCUUCCUGAGGGCAACAUCACUGACAGCAACUACAAUCAGGUUGUUGAGCAUCUUAAUGCAACACACCCUGAGGUUUUUCAACAGCUGGAUCUUAAGACCUGCAACUUAAAUACUUUUCUUAGUGAGGGAGUUGAAGGGACUGGUUUAGCCUUCAUUGUGUUCACUGAGGCUAUCACCAAGAUGCCCCUCUCACCGUUGUGGGCUGUCCUUUUCUUCAUAAUGCUCUUCUGUCUUGGCCUGUCUUCUAUGUUUGGUAACAUUGAGGGAGUUCUAGUACCACUGCAAGACCUCAAGGUCUUCCCUAAGACAUGGCCAAAAGAGGUUGUCACUGGUGUAACGUGCAUGCUCUGCUGUCUGGUGGGUCUGAUAUUUAUCCAAGGCUCAGGAAGCUAUUGGCUUUCACUCUUUGACACCUAUGGAGGAUCCAUCCCUCUGCUAGUUGUUGCAUUCUGCGAGAUGAUCUCAGUGGUGUACAUAUAUGGGAUAGACAGGUUCAAUGAUGAUAUUAAGUUCAUGAUUGGACACAAACCCAACUUCUUCUGGCAGGCGUCAUGGAGAGUCAUCAGCCCACUCAUCAUGUUUAUCAUCUUGGUCUUUUACUUCGUCACUAAAGUUUCUGAAAAGAUCGUUUACAAAGCCUGGAAUCCUGAAUCGAAUACAUUCCCCACACUGGAAGAAAAGCCAUAUCCAGUCUGGAUCUAUGCGAUCAUCUUUAUAUUGGCAGGGAUACCCAGUCUUGCUGUGCCUUUCGUUUGUGUCUGGAAAUGCUUAAAGUCAAAGAAGAGGGAUAAGCCACCUCUCGAUAAUAUCUCUGACCAAAUUCAAAUGAACAAUGAGAGCAAAAAAUCCACAGCCUAAUAUUGUGGUAAAAUCCCCAAUUUUCUAUUUUGCUCUUUUUCAAGAACAUUUAAGUGGUUGCUAUCAUGGUUUAAUCGACGCAAUUUUAAAAUAGAAGGCAUAGCUUUUCUGAACAGAACUCUGUGGUUCCUCAGCCACCUGUGACAGCGCUCACUUCUUAGCAGUGAAUCAGGUGACAAUAUGUAAAGCUGUAAAAUUCAAAAGACACAGCUACAUAACAAUUUGCUUUAAGGUUGGUCUGUUUCCUGUUAAUUCAAAGACGUCUCCCAAAACAGUAGCUUAUUGGCUUUCUAUUCUCUCAGUUAUUUGUCGAGUAGUAGUGUGGCUUUCUGCAAGGCAUCACUCUCAGAUUACCCGUCGUAAAAAGACCUUGUCAUCCUAAAAACACCAGAAACAAUGUCCUCAAACAAUGUCAUUGAGUGCAUUGAGCUAACAACAAAUCUGUAUACUAUCACUUUUGUGAAGGCAAUACAUUUGGCUAAUACAAUGGUAUUACAUUUGUAUUGUGUCCAAUUAAUGCAAAGAAAUGAAAAUCUACUGAACGCAGGAUCUUAGUGCAUGGGUUGAUCUUUCAGACGGCUUAAGUAUGAUUUGACUAUUCCAUGUAGCCAUUUGAGAAUGAGAGGAGGUGCUGCUCUUGUCCUUCUGGGUCAAAAUUGAAAAUGUUUUUGUCGCUUUUUUUUAACAUGUUUUUGUCGCUUUUUUCAACGCUUUUUAUACAUAGUCAAUACACCUAAUUUAUUUGACAUUAUACCUAAUUUUUGAGUUAAAAAAAAGCAAUAAUUAUGAAUUAUUUUUGACUAAUAGUUCAGAGGAUGUUGAGUGGAUCACAGACUGGUAUCGGUCAGUAAGUUGUAAGUUUAGUCAGGAUAUACUGUUUUGAUUUCUUUUUUCAAAUGCUAUAAAAUUGUAUUAAACACCCAAAACUCAAUGAAAGUUAGUAUUUAUUUUUCCUGGGAAGAAUAUUGUGGUUCCAUACGUCCAAUGUACAUCCAUGCAUCCAUGUUAUUAUUUAAUAACAAGCAAUUUGGUUGAAUAUUUCUGAUAUAAAAAACUUUGAAAACGGGUCUAAUUUGACCCGAGGACAACACAAAGGUUAAGCCAUGUAAUGAAGGUGCACCCAUCUGUCCAGCUGGGGGCACUACUGUGACGUAUUUGAGAAGUAAAUUAAAUAUUGAUUAAAUCAGCUGCAUAGUGUUGUGUUAUUUUAAAUCCCUUAGAUUCUGCAUUUGUCUGUAAUAAAAUAAAACUGAUUGACACUA
Molecule: messenger RNA, 3285 nt
Organism: Perca fluviatilis (European perch)
Lineage: Eukaryota; Metazoa; Chordata; Actinopteri; Perciformes; Percidae
Gene: slc6a19b
Product: solute carrier family 6 member 19b
Exons: 12
Coding region: 122-2023 (633 amino acids)
Biological process (GO): sodium ion transmembrane transport
Cellular component (GO): plasma membrane
Source: RefSeq, a predicted model, not a curated record